Molecule: messenger RNA, 8565 nt
Organism: Anolis carolinensis (green anole)
Lineage: Eukaryota; Metazoa; Chordata; Lepidosauria; Squamata; Anolidae
Gene: gpr150
Product: G protein-coupled receptor 150
Exons: 1
Coding region: 3464-4537 (357 amino acids)
Biological process (GO): G protein-coupled receptor signaling pathway; cellular response to hormone stimulus
Cellular component (GO): plasma membrane
Molecular function (GO): G protein-coupled receptor activity; peptide binding
Source: RefSeq, a predicted model, not a curated record
GCUGUGACCAGCACUGCUGUGGAAUUUGAAGAGGCAUGAAUGGAGCGCAAAAAGGAAAAAUGUGCUAAGAGGAAGGUGUGUCAAGCCAACCCUGAUUAGGAUCGCCUUCCACCUAAAAACCGAUGUCCUUACUGUGGAAGAACAUGCAGGUCAAGAAUAGGACUCCACAGUCACCUACGUAUCCUCCGUAAGGACACCACACCUGGAAGACAAUCAUACUAGAACAACAAGGGAUCGCCUAAGCUUAAGUGGAUAGAGAACUAAAUGUUUGACUAAGGGUGCAUCUACACACUAUAACUUUAACUGCCAUGGUUCAUUGCUAUGGAAUCAUAUGAAAUGUAAUUUGGAGACGCGGUAACAUUUUGGCAGAGUAGGCUAAAGAUCUUAUAACUCCCAUGAUUCUCUAGCAUUGAGUCAUAGCAGUUAAAGUAGUGCCAAACUGCAUUAAUUCUACACUGUAAAGACAGCCUAAGAUUCUGGGAUUCUAGCCUUCAAAUCCUUGUUCAGGUAUAUAAGCCCACUGGGUGACUUUCAGUGAGUCACUCUCAUAGCCUCAGCAGGCGGCAAUGGCAAACCCCUUUGGAAUAAAUCUUGCAAAGAAACUCCCAGAGUAGAGUUAGAUUUGACUUGAAGGCACAUAACAGUAACAGGAAUGAUUUACGAACGUCAGGCACACUAUGAUAUGGAGUCACUAUGGUGUUGUAGUUCAAGUGUGAGACCAAGGUUUGAAUGUGUUUAGUUGUGGAUACCCACUGGGCAAGUCAUGCUCUUUCAGCCUCACAGGAAGGCAAUGGGAAAGUUCUCUGAACAAAUCUUGCAAAGAACACCUUGUGUGGGGGUUGCCAUAAGUCAGAAAUUACUUGAAUGCACAUAAUUGAAAUAUAACAGUAUCAUAUGUAUGCCUGUUCAGAGUAAGCCUCAUUGUGUUGAAUGAUUUUACUCCUAGGUAAUUGUGUUCAGGAUUGCCAUCUGAUGGAUGUUUAGGGAUACUGUUUAAACUGCUACUGUGUUUAUUGGGAACCUGAUGUGCAGCACAGCUAGUGUUUCUUUUUGUGCCAUUAAAAUCUUCAUUUGCUCAUCUGUGAUGCUGCCGAGAUAUGGGUUGUCUGGGUUUGUGUUACACAGGUUGGUUGGCAUCCUUAUCUCUGAAAAGGUUGAAUAUUCAAAUACACAGCCACAUUAGCAUGGAUCAGUAUGCAAAAAGAUCUUGUAGCCCCUUUGCGACUGCAAAUGGUUUUACUCCUAGGUAACCGUGUUUAGCAUUGUCAUUUGAAGGAUGCUUGGGAAAUGUUUAAACUGCUACUGUGUUUAUCAGGAACUUGAUGUGCAGCCCAGCACAGCUGGUGUUUCAGUGUGUUUUUAAAAGCUUAAAUUGCUCAUCGAGGUUUGGAGUGUGCAGGUUGUUUGGCAUCUUUAGCCCUGAAAAGACUGGAUUCAAAGACAGAGCUGUGUCAGUCUAAAUCAGUAUGCAAAGUGAUCUUGUAGCCCCUUUGAGACUUGAUAGCCCCUUUCUCUCAGUCUCAAAGGGGCUGCAAGAUCUUUUUCCAUUCCUGAAGAAGGUAUUCAGAAUUGACACAGCCCUUUUCCAAACAGAAGCCUCUGUAGUAAUAGGUCUCUCACUCUGUUCUUGUUCGUCAGACAUUACUUUUUCUCUCGGCAAAUUAUAGGAAAAUGAAUAUAUGUGGUGGCAGAACAGUAGAAAAAGAGAUCAGUAUGCAAAGGGGUCUUGCACUGUUUCUCUUACUCUUAAACGAGUUACAAGAUCCCUUUUUAUUCCUGAAAAGGGUAUGAAGAAUUGAUAAGCUGCUGUUCCAGUGGCAACGCUCCCAGAGGAUUUUAACAGGCUGGGUUUGCAGUGGGUGAUGUAAAUGCUUUUCGAGCAAGAGGUUUCUUUUUUUAUUCCUGUCUCUUUGGGCCAGCGACUUGACGGCUUGAAUAGACGUACAUGCUUUGUAAGCAACAGGUUUAGCUCAACUGUAUUUUCUCCAGUCAGACAUGACUUUGUCUGGGCAAAUAAUAAGAUGAAUUGAUCUAGUGGCUGAAUAGAGGAAGAACAGAUCUGUAUGCAAAGGGAUCUGGUAGCCCUUUUCUCUUUUUCUUAAGAGGGACUGCAAGGCAUGAAGAAGUGACAGCGCUGUUAACAGAAGCAAGCGUGGUGAAGUUUCCCAUGGAUUUUAACAGAUUGGAAACUGCAUUCUCCUCCAUCAGACCUGACCGUGGGCAAACCAUGUGGCAGCUGAAGAGAUAUACAUCCUUUUUCAGCAACAGGUUUUUCUCUCAGUCCUAUUCUCUCCAGGCAGACACGUCUUUUUCUGGGCAAACAUUUGCAGGAUGAAUGGAUGUGAGGGCAUGAUUUUCUAGCCAGAGAUAGCUUCUCUUUAUUCUCGUCAGACACAACUUUGUCUGGGCAAACGAUGUGCAUUUCAAGCAACAGGUUUCUCAGUUCUAUCCUUUCCAGUGAGAUGUGACUUUCUCUGGGCAAAUGAUGCAGCGGCAGCUGAAUAGAGGAGGAAGCGAUGCCUUGCGGAAGCAAAAGCCUUGAUUCAGGUGAGCACAAAUUAGCAAAAUAGUGGGAAAAUGUUCACAAAGGGAUGGAUGGAUGGAUGGGUAAAAGGACUCAUUCUCCUUUCCCAAGCAAUUGGGUUGACACCCUAACACUAAAUGGUGUCUCUCAUGUUGCUGCUUCAGUCUUUGUUGUGGAUGCUGAAGACAAGGUUUAACUCACAGUUCAACAUCACUGGAAAUUCCACUAUCACAGCAACAAACGACACUGAGAAGGGCUUGGAACUAAAAACACUUAAUUCUUUCUAAAAAGCAGUGUACUAAAUGCAAGCCUGGCAUGCACUCAGUGGGUUUAUCAAUGAAAUUUCCCCAAUUUAGAAUUUAGCCAAGAGGCAUUGGCACUGAAGAACAGAGGAGGACUGGAAGGAGGGGGGAAAGGUGGCAUGGGGUGGGCUCGGCACAGGAUAUUCUCUCUCUGUGCCCACCCACUGCCAAGGCCAGGUGACAACCACAGCCCUAUAUAAAUAGAUAAAUAGUGUGCUGGAGGGCAUCUGAACGCACACAAGCCUCGCAUUCCCCACACAUGGAAAGCCCCUCGCAAGGCUUUCUUGGCAAGACUGGAUGAAGCUCAGAAGAGACUGUAACGCCAGAGCGUGGGAGAAGAAGGCUAUGCUCUGAAGGCAGCAGUCUUUUUUGUAAAUAUUAUUUAUUGGAAUCAUGCAGACAGUAUUGGCUCUAGGUGCAUUUGAUGUAUUUCCUGAAGCUGGAAUCAGAAGAGUGUCAGCAUUGGUGUAAGGCCUUUUUGCCUUUUCCUUCUUCUGAAGCUGAGAGAGUGCGACUUCCUGCAGGCAGCCAGGGCUUUCUUGGCAAGCUUCAUUCAGAAGAGCUUGGGGUUUUUUCCCCCCUGCCUUUACCUUGAUCUGACUUGCUGACGGAGCCAACUUUCCUUGCCCCGAGCGCCAUGACCGAGGCCGAGGGCCUGACAUGGCUGGCGCCCAACGCCUCAGUCGCGCGUGAACAGAAGGAAAACCUCUCCGCCGCCAACGCCAGCGUCGCCCCCCUCUGGGCCACCGUAGCUCACCCCGCGCGGGUUCCCACUGCGGCGGCCAUUUUGUUGCUGGCGUUGCUAAGCAACGGACUUCUGCUGCACCGUCUCUGCUGCUGCUACUGUUGUGGGGAGCGGCGCCGGAAGAAGGCGGACUUCCUGCUGGCGCACCUGGCCGUGGCCGACCUCUGCUGCGCAGGCCUCUUGCUCGGCCCGCAGCUCUCUCCCUCGGAGCUCGCCACUGACAAUGCCGCCUGCCGCCUGCUUCGGGUACUGCAAGGCUGGGGCCUCUUGGCGACUAACAACAUGCUUGUCUUGAUCGCCUUCGAGCGCGGGGGCCUGGUGGCGCCGGGAGGUCCUAGCGCCCGCCGGUUUUCCCGAGCCGCUUUAGCCUCGCUGGGCUGGCUCCUGGCGCUGCUCCUGGCACUGCCUCAGGCCGCCGCCUUCCCACGCGUGCCCCGCUGGCCGAGAUGGGCCUACGCCGCCUACUGGGGCCUGGCAGGUUUCGUGGUGCCCUCAGGCCUCUUGGGCGCGGCGUGUGGACGUAUCCUUUCCUCCCUGCGAGCCUCUCCGGAGGAGAAGGAGGAGGAGAAAGGAGAAGAAGAGGCCUCUUCGCCCCGGAGCCUGCCACGCGCCCGCACCCGCGCCCUGCACCUGGCGCUGGCCCUGGGCGCCCUCUUCGCCCUCUGCGGCCUGCCCCGCUUUGCCCUGGAGCUCGCCGCCGCCGCCCCCGAGGGUCCCCCCGCCGAUAUCGGGAGCCUCCUGGCGGCCGCCAACGCCGCCUUCAACCCCUUUGCCUGCCUCCUCUUCCACAGCCACAAGCCCUGGGCCCGGCGCCUUCAGAGGAGCCUUUGCCCCGAGGGGCCCCCGCCCCGCAGGAAGGCCCGCCGCCAAGCCCCGCCGCCCCGCACUCUCCCGGCGCCCCCAAGGCGGCCCUCCUGCCCCUGCCAGCCCCACGCCCACGCCCUGGCUGAGCCCUUCCAGGCCUAGGGCUUCUCGGCAACAUUUAUUCUCAAGGGGCUUCUGGCAGGCAUGGGCAAACCUGGGCCCUCCCGCCAGGUGUUUUGGACUUCAACUCCCACCAUUCCUAACAGCCUCAGGCCCCUUCCUUUUCCCUCGCAGCCUCUUAAGCUGCUGAGGGGGAAAAGGACAGGCUUUGAAGCAUAUAAAGCGAGCCUGAAUCUGCAGGGAUCAGUUCUAAUGUGACAGCGCCAUGGAGGGCAUUUAAGGUUUAAAUACUUUUAAAUACCCUAUUAUCUCUGCACACACAGAAAACAGCAAAGGCAUUUGCAAGACUAGGAGCCCCCGGUGGUGUAGUGGAUUAAACCCUUGUGCCGGUAAGACUGGUGACUUGAAGGUUGGGUUGCUGACAUGAAGGUUGCCGGUUCGAAUCCAACCCGGGGAAAGCGCAGAUGAGCUCCCUCUAUCAGCUCCAGCUCCAUGCGGGGACAUGAGCAAAGCCUGCCUCAAGGAUGGUAAAAACAUCUGAGUGUCCCCUGGGCAAGGCGUCCUUGCAGACAGCCAAUUCUCUCACACCAGAAGCAACCUACAGUUUCUCAAGUCGCUCCUGACAGGAAAAUUUUUUGCAAGACUGAUAAGGAGCCACCAUGGGCACAUCUGGCUUUGUCAUUGACUCUCAGCUCAUGCCCCUUUUAUUUAUUCAUUAAUUUAUUUGCCCUAUUUAUAUCUUGCCUUUCUCUACCCCAAAGGGGACUCAAAGCAGCUUACAUAUGACAAUCAUUCAAUGCCUUAAAACACAUAUAAAACAUAAGUUUAAAAUAUAAGCAAAUUAAAAAUUAAUACAUAAUUACAUUUAAAAACAUUACAUUCAGUUAAAAUUAUGCCAUCCAAAAAUCGUAGUCAAAAGCCAUUCCAUGGUAUAUAUUCAUUUUAGUAUACAAUUAACAGGUAAAUAUUUUCCCCAAAGCUUUUUGGGAUUUUUAAAAUGCUUUCAGAUCUUGGCACUGUUUCAUUUCUUCUUAGAAUUUCUUCCAGUUUCCCUUUUUAAAAAAAUUAUCUGUGCCUGGUGGUUGUAUUACUUUCAUCUAACUGUUCUUUUUGUACUUAUGUGUAUACCCUCAGGAGAAUUUGGUUAUAUUUGGUCUUUAAAAAUAUAAUAAUAAUAAUAAUAAUAAUAAUAAUAAUAAUAAAACUUUAUUUAUACCCCACCACCAUCUCCCCAACGGGGACUCGGGGCGGCUUACAUGGGGCCAUGCCCAGGACAAUACAAUAUAACAAAAUAUAAAAAACAACAUAUCAUAAUACAAUUAACCAAUACAGUAGAUAAAAAUGUGCAGUACAACACAAAAUCAAGAAAGCAAUAUAACAAGGGCGGGCCGCAUGAACACUAAGUUAAAACUCGGGGUGAGAAAGGGAUCAGAAUAAAAACCUAGGGGGACAGGGACAUCAGAUAGUAAAACAGUCUAAUGGAAAAAUUAGCAAGGGGUAAUAGAAAUGUUUGCCUGCUGCAGAAAACUAUUUGUAAGUGGCAUCUCAAACAUACUGUUUUAGAGUGUGCUCUAAUAGAUUUUGUUACAUAUAUUUUUAGCUCUUAAUGUGCCACAAAAUUCUUUCUGAGAUUUAAAAAAACAGAAUAUGGGAAAUAUGUCAUGUUUCCUAAAGAACAGAUCGGAUAACUCAUUCCAAUGUUUUUCACUUGUUUUUCUUUCUUCCACCAUCUUGAGACACAAAUUGUAAAUAUUACAACAGCUUUUAAGGAAAUAUUGGAAAGCAGUAGCAAAAGAUCAUAAUAGUUAGUUUCUUGGAAUAUUUACAUGGAUAUAAUUUUCAAGAUGUGAAGCAGAAAAUUUUGCAUACCACUUUACCAGUGCAAUGAUAUUUAUCUGCUUAAAAGUAAAUCUUUUGAGUACUUUUACUCAAAAGUACUUCCCCCCCCCCCAGCUUAAGCAGCUGAGGGGUAAAAGGAAAGGGCCUAAGGCUGUUAGGAAUUGUGGGAGUUGAAGUCCAAAACACCCGGAGGGAGGAGGGUCGAAGUUUGCCCACGCCUGCCUCAGUGUUUCAUAGGAAGGAAGAGCUCGUUCAGACCUUGUUAUUUUAAAUAAUCACUUGAAAUGUAGGGACUUUGUUCCAAGUAAAUGUGUUUACAUGGGGGGAAAAUAAGUCAUAGCGAAAUCAUAGGGAGCACACAACCCCCAUUACAUCAGCUCCACUGGCUGCCAAUCUGCUACCCAGCACAAUUCAAAGUGCAGGCUUUAGCCUAUAAAGCCCUAAAUGGCUUACCUGUAUGAACACAUCUCCCUCUAUGAACCAUCACAAAGGUUAUGAUCUUCUGGGGAGGCCCUUCUCUCAUUCCCACCUCCUUUGCAAGUGUGGAUGGUGGGGAUGAGAGACAGGGCCUUCUCAGUGCUGUCUCCUUGGCUCUGGAACUCCCUCCCCAGUGAGAUUAGAACAGCAGCAUUUCUCCUGGACUUCAGAAAGAAAACAAAGACAUGGCUGUGGGACCAAGCUUUUGGCCAGUAAACUAAUCUAGUGCAAGAAAUAAGGAAUAUGUGCAAUUGACAAUUGGAAUGGCCCCAGUCUAUGAUUUUGAAUCACAUGAUUUUAUUGUUUAUAUUGGAUGUUUUAUUUUUUAAUGUCUAAAUGUUUUUAUUUCAUGUUUAAUAGUCCUAUUUAUUUUAAUGUAUAGUUUACUGUUUUAAAGAUAUUAUUUGGUUUUACAGGUAUAUACGGCAUUGAAUUUUGCCACGAUUAUGUUGUAAACUGCUUUGAGUCCCUCUAGGAGUGGUUAUAUAACUACAGUAAAUCACAGAAUUGGAAGAGUCCUUGUGGGCCAUCCAAUCCAACCCCCUGCCAAGAAGCAGGAAAAUCACAUUCAAAGCACUGUUCUUUUUGUGCUUAUGUGUAUACCCUCAGGAGAAUUUGGUUAUAUUUGGUCUUUAAAAAUAUAAUGGUCAUCCAGUCUCUGUUUAAAAGCCUCCAGAGAAGGAACCUCCACCACACCGGGGCAGAGAGUCCCACUGCUUAACAGCUCUCUUACACGAAAUUAUUCCUAAUGUUCAGAUGGAAUCUCCUUGCCUGUAGUUUGAAGCCAUUGUUCCGUGUUCUAGUCUCCAAGGCAGCAGAAAACAAGCAUGCUUCCUCCUCUCUGUGACUUCCCGUACAUAUUAUACAUGGCCCUCAUAUGUCUCCUCUCAGCCUUUUCUUCUGCAGGCUAAACAUGCCCAGCUCUUUAAACCGCUACUCACAGGACUUGUUCUCCAGACCCUUGAUCAUUUUAGUCACCCUCUGGACACAGUCCAGCUUGUCAACAUCUCCCUUAAAUUGUGGUGCCCAAAAUUGGACACAGUAUUCCAGGUGUGAUCUGACCAAGGCAGAAUGGAGGGGUAGCAUGACAUCCCUGGAUCUAGACACUAUACUCCUAUUUAUGCAGGCCAAAAUCCCAUUGGCUUUUUAAGCUGCCACAUUGCAUUGUUGGCUCAUGUUUAACUUGUCCUCUUUUUCACACGUACUGCUCUUGAGCCAGGUGUCCCACGUUCUGUAUUUUUGCAUUUCAUUUUUUCUACCUAAGUGAAGUAUCUUGCAUUUGUCCCUGUUGACUUUCAUUUUGUUAGUUUUGGCCCAUAUCUCUAAUCUGUUAAGAUCAUUUUGAAGUCUGAUCCUGCUUGCACUUUUAUGUUAUUUAUGGAAUCUGGAUAUCAAACAGCCAUGUAAGUGACAGGAGGGGUGUCCCCUUUUCGCUACAAGUUGUAAUCAAGAUUAGCAGAUUGGAGCAAACAGAAAUCUCCGAAAAUUGUAAUUCAGGCUGGGAUCUGUACCCUAAUGAUUAUUGCACAACUGUUUCAUGUAAAUGAGCUGCACAAGUUUUGUAGAGCCUGUUGCUUCAGUUUUCAAGCACUGUUUUUGAAUACCAUUGUCAUAAAUGUUAUCUCUCUCAUUUGUAAGAGAAAAGAAAAAUAAGGUCUACUAUUGCUAUGCAAAUAUACUGUACAUAUGAGCUCCCUUCUUAAUUCUGUCAUACUCAAUGCGGUUGUCGCAAAUAAAGUAAUGGAUUCAUAAGA